Molecule: messenger RNA, 438 nt
Organism: Capsella rubella
Lineage: Eukaryota; Viridiplantae; Streptophyta; Magnoliopsida; Brassicales; Brassicaceae
Product: transcription factor MYB105
Exons: 3
Coding region: 1-438 (145 amino acids)
Biological process (GO): regulation of DNA-templated transcription
Cellular component (GO): nucleus
Molecular function (GO): DNA-binding transcription factor activity, RNA polymerase II-specific; RNA polymerase II cis-regulatory region sequence-specific DNA binding
Source: RefSeq, a predicted model, not a curated record
AUGGAGUCGUCUGUUUCAUCAACCUACAAGAGACCAUUAAAUGAGGUCCGGGAAGAGGAGAAGAAUAAGGAUAGACAAAGCAAACUUUGGACAUCCUUAGAGGAUUCGAAACUCAGAGAGCUUGUGGCUGUUUCUGGUCCUCAAAAAUGGAGUCACAUUGGAAAGCAAAUGCAAGGAAGAACAGGUAAGACUUGUAGAUCAAGGUGGUUUAACUAUUUGGAUCCAAAGAUCAACAAAGAUGCUUUUAGUGAUGAGGAAAAUGAAAAGCUACUCAAAGCUCAUAAAGAAUUGGGUAACAAAUGGUCAAGGAUCGCAAAGCGUUUUCAUGGAAGAACAGAUAGAGCAGUGCAUAAACAGUUUGACAAACUUAUGAGACGAGAACUAAAGAAGCCAUCAAGUGCUUCUCCUCAUGACCCAAAUGACAAAGCAGAAGGGUGA